AUGCAACCUGAGUGCCUGCCUUCAAGAUGGCCCCAGGGGAAGGCCCAGAAGAGGAGAAGCCUUCUCAAGGAGCUAGGGGCCUCCCAAGUCAUCCUAGCUCUGCUACACCUGCUCCUUGGGGCUUACCUGGCCUCUGUUGUCAAGAGCCUUCAUGUGGUGACAAUGGGGUGUUGGUACCCCUUCUGGGGGGCUGCUUCUCUCCUCACUUCAGGAAUCCUGGCGAUAGCAGUGGCGAUGUUUGCUAAAGCAUACCUGAAAACGUUGUGCCUGACAAUGAACCUCAUCAGCUUCUUUUGCGUGUUUUGCUGUAUCUUUGUCAUCGUCAUGGACCUCUUUCUGGAGAGCCCAUAUGAAGCGCCAAUCUGGAGCACUUACCCCAACUCCACAGGGAGUGCUCAGACCCUGAGGGUCCUCGGCUCUGCCGAGGGGCUGCCUUGUGCUUGCCUGAGGCCCCGCUGCCGCCGCCACCACCUCCGUGAGCCUUGCAACAGCCUUGCAGAGCUGAGAGCGAACACUGAGGUCCACAUCCAGAGGCUGGAGCUGGCCAUGCUGUGCUUUACCUACUUGGAGCUCUUCCUGCCGGGGCCUACAGCUGUGGUGGCCUGGAGGAUACACCGCCUGUCUGCAGAGGUAGACGACUGGUCCCAGCUUCCCGACCCACCGUUGGCACUCAAUGGUCUAUUAGUGGAGCCCCCACCCUCCUAUAAGGAUGUGUCUCAAGGCAACUAGGAAAAUGAACAAAAGCAGAGAUGCGAGCCGAUUUCCAAGGGACAGUGA
Molecule: messenger RNA, 777 nt
Organism: Trichechus manatus latirostris (Florida manatee)
Lineage: Eukaryota; Metazoa; Chordata; Mammalia; Sirenia; Trichechidae
Gene: MS4A10
Product: membrane spanning 4-domains A10
Exons: 8
Cellular component (GO): membrane
Source: RefSeq, a predicted model, not a curated record